Rhododendron vialii is the source of this 698-nucleotide messenger RNA. RefSeq names its product protein GAST1-like. The transcript is spliced from 4 exons. The record is from RefSeq and is a predicted model, not a curated record. NCBI's taxonomy places the organism in Eukaryota, Viridiplantae, Streptophyta, Magnoliopsida, Ericales, Ericaceae. Bases 207 to 545 code for a protein of 112 amino acids.
UUUAACACUGUCCAGUUGAGAAAUCAGUUACCCCAAAAAGAAUCCAGUUGAGAAAUAGGUACACGUCUAUAAAUACCUCUAUUUCCUACUACAUUGAUCACUACCAUACCUCUCUCUCUCUCUCUCUCUCUCUCUCUCUCUCUCUCUCUGAGUUUGAUUCCAUUAUUGCUCUCACUUUCUUUGUCUUCUUCUGCGCAAACUAAGCAAUGGAUAGGAAACAAAUUGCACUGAUUUUGUUCUCUGUAUUGAUGGUUGUUUCACUUGCAGAAAAGCUCCAGGCAUCUGACCUACAAAUUGAAGUGUCUCAGCUCCAAGGGAACAACCAACUGUAUGGAGUCACCCAAGGCAGCCUCAGACCUCAAGAGUGCGGAGGGCGGUGCGCGGGUCGGUGCUCGAAGACGGCGUACAAGAAGCCAUGCAUGUUCUUCUGCCAGAAGUGUUGUGCUAAAUGCCUGUGUGUGCCUCCGGGAACCUAUGGAAACAAGCAGGUUUGCCCUUGCUACAAUAACUGGAAGACCCAGAGAGGAGGACCCAAAUGCCCUUGAAAGUGGAAAUUAACACAACUACUCCUGGCUACCUACCUUAACCUACCUUGCUUGUAUUAUGCUUAUCAUUCUGUUUCCUGCACAUUUAAUUCUAUGUCCUUGAAUUGAUUUCUAUUUAAUCAUAAUUGAAAGUAUUUAAUAGCUCGAUAUAAA